CCCACACAACUCUAUAACGAAUCCUUCCAAAAUCUUUCCCCGAGUUCAUGCCUGUAAAUAAAAAUUAGUGUCUUCUUCUUACCAUGUGAAACCCCGCCAGCAAGAACCAGCUUCCCCUCUGGGCCCUUUCUGUAUAUAAACUUGGCCGAGGUACUCCUUUUCUUCACUACCUUGGAAAUGUUAUCUCCGCAGAUGGGUUUUGGGUGGAGGGUCUGGUUCUGUGUCUCUCUCCAGGUUUUGCUUGUGCUCUUGCAAGAAGCAAGAGCAGAGCACCAGUACUACAAUGUGAGCAGAUACAGAGGGGAAAAGCAAGUGAAUAGGUGCAAUCUGUUUCGAGGGAAAUGGGUUUUCGAUGCUUCUUACCCUUUUUAUGAAUCUUCUAGUUGUCCCUUCAUAAACCCUGAAUUUGACUGCAUCAAGUAUGGCAGACCUGAUAAACAGUUCCUCAAGUACUCCUGGAAACCUGAUUCCUGUAACUUGCCAAGAUUUAAUGGGAUGGAUUUGUUGAGGAGAUGGAGGGGGAAGAAAAUAAUAUUUGUGGCUGACUCACUGAGUUUGAAUAUGUGGAAUUCCCUGGCUUGUAUGAUCCACGCGUCGGUGCCCAACGCUAAGACAGGCUUUGUAAGGAAGGACCCUUUGUCUUUUGUUGCCUUUGAGGAAUAUGGAGUAACUCUGUAUUUGUACCGGACACCAUACUUAGUAGAUAUAGUUGAAGAAAACAAUGUGCCAGUGUUGAGGCUGGACUCCAUCAGCGCCGGCAAUGUAUGGAAAGGGAUGGAUGUGCUGAUUUUCAAUUCCUGGCAUUGGUGGAACCACACUGGAAAUUCUCAACCAUGGCAUUACAUUCGGUAUAGGCAACUAUUGCUCAAAGACAUGAACCGUUUGGUGGCAUUUAGCAUAGGGCUCACAACAUGGGCUAAUUGGGUGAACAAUAAUGUAGACACUUCCAAGACUAAGGUCUUCUUCCAAGGCAUUUCUCCCACCCAUUACGACGGAAGAGAGUGGAACCAACCAAAGAAUAACUGUCAUGGACAAUCAGAGCCGCUGUCCGGUUCUGUAUAUCCGGCGAGCUCUCCCCCGGCUGCAGCUGUUGUAAACAAAGUGUUGGAGAUGAUGAAGAAGCCAGUCUAUUUGCUUGACAUAAGCACACUCUCACAAUUGAGGAAAGAUGCACACCCCUCUACCUACAGCGGUGACCAUUCCGGUGCCGACUGCAGCCACUGGUGCCUACCUGGCUUGCCGGAUACCUGGAACGAACUCCUAUAUGCAGCUAUAGUUAUGUGAAGAACUUCAGCAACCAACGGGAAAUUUAUUUCUUCUCAUAUUCAAUUGUUUAUACAUUUGUCAUGGCAGGGCAGAAAUUCUCAUUUGCUUCUGGUAAUUGACACUGAUGGGCCAAAGCCAAAAUCAAUUGUAAAGUGAUUG
This is a messenger RNA of Rubroshorea leprosula, 1425 nucleotides long. Lineage: Eukaryota; Viridiplantae; Streptophyta; Magnoliopsida; Malvales; Dipterocarpaceae. The record is from the annotation of a GenBank genome assembly.